UUGGCUUCACUUGUGCAUAGCGGUAUUGAGUGGAGACGCAUCGUCCAUAUUUAUGUACAGUAAAUUAGCAAAUGUCUCUGUAUUUCACAGUAUACCGGAGAUUUCAAUCUGGUGUCGGGUUUGACAUUCCCGCGCUGGCCGGAUUUAUGCAGACUGCGCGCGCUCUAUGGGCAGAGCCUGCGCACUAGAGACUUCUGCCAGCUGUGCCGGCUUCCGUAGCUCUCUGCUAACUUGAAUGGGGAUAAAAUAAUAUUCACUGGGCUCUUCUAGACUUUCCAAAUGUUAUCAGACCGUAAGAGUAAGACGGAGUAGGCCACUGUAGAGCCUAUGACGUAGAAGCACGUGUCAACGGUGUUUUUGUAAUUACUGUCACUGCCAGAAGGGGGAGACAAAAGUCAUGCACUCCAGCUUUAGUUUAAGAUUCGUUGUUUUGGGGCUAAAACAUAUAAAACAUAUUAAAAAUAUGUCAACUAAUUUAUGUUUUUCGUUGAAUUUUACACUUAGCAGGCCAACAGAACGAAUUUUCACACUGUGUGAAGAUCUCCUCAACAGGUUGCCCAUUGUGGUCACUUGACAGGCGGUUUAAUACAACCAAAAAUAGAUUUAAUUUGAAAUAGCCAACCGGAAAAGACGGUAAUUAUUUUUAAUUCCGGUCUACUUGACGCCUCUCCACCUUUUCUUACUUUACUACCCCCUCAGGCCUCCUCCCCUCCUGGGAACUAACCACCUACAACACAAGUUUGACAGCUCAGCUUUUCUCGUGUUCACACGCAGAGCGCAGCAGCAGCAGACAGCUGGACUCUCCUCCACUGGGCUCACUUUUCCUUUUUUUCCUCUCUCUCUUUCUCUCACUUUGAUCUUUUUUGGUAGAUAUGUGUGCGUGUUGCGUCUCCUGCUGGCUAUGAGGAAUUCUGUGUGUUCGUAGGAUUGGUCACUUUCCCCUCUGGCUGUUGGAGAGAGUGGACCCGUUUUUUGUCGUUUGGCGUUGGUGUUAUCUUUUUCUCUCUUUUUUUUUCUUUGUUGGACGUCGAAAGGGAUCUAACUUAAACAUGUCGAGGAGCGCGGAGGAGGUGAACAAGCUCACUGAAAGUACAUACAAGAAUGUGAUGGAUCAGUUCAACCCAGGACUGAGGAACCUGGUCAACCUCGGCAAGAACUAUGAGAAAUCAGUGGCCGCAAUGACCCUGGCGGGAAAGUUGUAUUUUGAUGCAAUGUCUAAGAUUGGGGAGAAUGCUGCAGUGUCUCCUGUCUCCAGAGAAUUAGGUGUAGUGCUGAUGGGGAUCUCAGAAGUCCACAGGAAGGUUCAUCUUGAGCUGGAGGAAAAUUUUAAGAGGUUCCACAGGGAGAUAAUAACCGAGCUGGAGAGAAAGACUGACAUGGAUGUCAAAUACAUGACAGCCACAUUUAAGAGAUACCAGAUGGAGCACAAGGUGAAGCAGGAUUCUCUGGAGAGAUCCCAGUCAGAACUGAAGAAGCUGAGGCGAAAGAGCCAAGGCAAGAACGCCACCAAGUAUGAAAACAAGGAGAGCGAGUGCCUGGAAACGUUGACGAGCCGUCAGAUGGACAUGCAGUUGUUCAUCGCAGACGGCUGCAAGGAAGCUCUGCUGGAGGAGAAGAGACGCUUCUGUUUCCUGGUGGACAAACACUGCAUGUUUUCCUACCAGUUUGCAAACUUCCAUGACAAGGCCAGAGAUAUGCUGACGGAAAAGCUGAGCAGCUGGCAGGACCAGUGCAACGAUGCCACCGACAUGCCCGAGAGCAUCUUGUCCAUGAUCGAGGGACUGCGUACGCCGGUCUCCAUAACACCGCUGCCCUCUCCCUCCCCGUCACGACACAGCGUGAACAUCUCUGCACCUCCAGCCCCACCUCUAAAGGCUCAGACCAGCCCUCUGGUUAACAUGUUCACUCCGGAGAACAACACCACCACCGCACCCACCAUGACUAACAACAGCACAGACCACGGGAACAGCGAGGAGGGCAGUCUGGCCAGAUCUGUGUCUGUUGCCACGGGCCUAAACAAUAUAGUGAAGAGGCCACGUGUGCGCACAAUCUUCCCCCACACCGCCGGCAACAACAACACACUGCUCAGCUUUGACGAGGGCGAAGCCAUCAUCCUGCUCAUCCCUGACGAGAAAGACGGGUGGAUGUACGGCGAAAUGGAGAAGAACGGAAAGAGGGGCUGGUUCCCUUCAUCGUACUGCCGAGCACUCUCUGAACCACUCGUGAAUAACAACAGUGUGUCUGCUGCCCCAUACCGCAGUAGGAGCGUGGUCAACCUGCACCAUCAGGACACAGAGACAGACGAGGCGACCAUGGUCCUUCCCCCAGCGGAUUAUUGUGACAGCCCGCAGCGCAACCCCAUCAAGAACAGCACCUCGCCCACCGUCACCACAAAUAACAACCACCAGCACUCCCCCACGCCCUCUGCAGCCUCCUCCUCGUCUGAUCACAACACGACAAACCAGCCUAAUGGCAUCUCAAGACCUCCGCCCGCUUACCUCGCGGGAGGGAACCCAUUCGCCACAGUCAGACUACGUCCAACCGUCACCAACGACCGCUCUGCACCGGUCAUCUGAUCUGUCCAUAUUUCCACCCACCCUAGAUCCCCACAAUCCCUUGUCAUCCCUCCUGUGUUAUCUACCCAGGAGAUGCAGCUCAGCCCCCCGCCUCUACUGUUCAGCAGCUUCUCCGGGUCUGGAUGGAAUUAGAAAAAACUUGGAAAAAAUGCCAUUUGAAGCUGGGAUCCACCUUAGAGCUGUAAACUCUCAUGUGGAAGUAUUUUGGGACCAUUUUAUUUACAGAACAGAUGCUCAUAUAUUUAAGAUAUAUAUUUUCUAUGUCUAUUUUCUGUCUGUUUGUAGUGGUGAUAUUUAAAUGACCACAUUCUUACCUGCACUUGAGAAAGAGAUGAAUAAAAAUGGUCAGAGAAAAUAUUGCAAUGUAUUUAUGCUGUUGAUGUUGCUUUUUUGUCGUCAAAAUGACUGUUAGAAAUCUUUUCUGUUGCCAUAGGACAGUAGAAGAAUGUAUUGUUGAGGACCCCAACAUUUCACCUUCAAGUCCUUAUGAAAAUGUUGCUACUCAGUGUCGAUACUGAUUCAAAUGAUGUUGCCGGCCGUUGCUGUGAACAGAGACAAUUGCAGAUGAUUUAAAGCGAUGCAUCCAAAAAGGAACACAAGUGAUCUUUAUCCAUAAAACCUUUUUGUCACAUUUAUGCAACAGAUGUUAUAAAUAUUGUCUUUUGUAGAAUUAUAUGACACAGACAGGACUUUGCCUUAAUGACACAUACAUACCUACUGUAAAAAUAUCGUUCACCUGUUGCUUUCUUCAAAUUGUGGAUGUGAGUUGUGACAAUCACCUCAUCUUCACAUAGACCGUGCAAUCAUUUCCGCUACAUGGCAUUUUAAGCCCGCAGUGUCUAUAUUUUUUUUGGUCUUUGACCCUCAUUACACCCUUAAUAGAAUUCAAUUUGCUGUAUGAAAAAUAAAGAUUUAUUUCUUCAA
This is a messenger RNA of Thunnus maccoyii (southern bluefin tuna), 3500 nucleotides long. RefSeq names its product BAR/IMD domain containing adaptor protein 2 like 1b (gene baiap2l1b). Gene Ontology annotation, molecular function: protein binding. The coding region runs from base 1050 to 2576 and encodes 508 amino acids. NCBI's taxonomy places the organism in Eukaryota, Metazoa, Chordata, Actinopteri, Scombriformes, Scombridae. Gene Ontology annotation, cellular component: nucleoplasm; cytosol. Gene Ontology annotation, biological process: actin crosslink formation; actin filament bundle assembly; plasma membrane organization. The transcript has 14 exons. The record is from RefSeq and is a predicted model, not a curated record.